Messenger RNA from Episyrphus balteatus (marmalade hoverfly), 962 nucleotides. RefSeq lists its product as uncharacterized. Lineage: Eukaryota; Metazoa; Arthropoda; Insecta; Diptera; Syrphidae. The transcript has 4 exons. The record is from RefSeq and is a predicted model, not a curated record. Bases 102 to 947 code for a protein of 281 amino acids.
AAAUUUCAUAUUCGUAGGUCUUGCGAAAAUUCAGUUAGUCCAGUUUGAAAGUAGCCAUAUUCAAGAUCAGUCGCAUUUUAGCCAAGACCGCGGUUAUAAAGAUGAACCUUAAUUAUCAAUUUAUUGUAUUUAUUGUUAUUCUCUGUCAGUUUUUUAGUGCAAGUAUAAGUCAUAUAAGUCAAUCACAACUGGAAGCUUCUUGUGAUGUGCACUUGUUACUAGAAAGAUAUUAUGGUUAUACAGAUUUCUUCGAAGUUAAUAUGAAAAACAAUUUGAAAAAAGACAACGAACGAUUACAUUUGGAAUUAUAUGUAAUGGCUUCAAAAGAUGUGAACAUAUUGUUUUCAUCAAAUAAUAAUUAUGAUGGUCCUCAUUAUGAAAUUGUUCUUGGUAAUGAGCAUAAUUGUCUAUCGAGGAUUCGUGUUAGACGAAAUCGUAUUGAAGUAGUCGUAGAAAAUUGGAUUCCCAAUAUGUUAUCACCGUUUAGACCAACAUUAGUUGAAAUCAUUCAAAGAAAUGAUGGUAAACUAAUUGUCAAUGUACCUGGUUAUGCAGAACCUCUUAUGACAUAUUUGGAUGAAAAUCCCAUACAAAUAAAUUAUUUUGGCUUUUCUACUUGGGAUAAAUUGCAAGCUAAAUAUUUUUACAACUGUCAAUUCGAUGAAAAUUCAAAAAUGGAAAGCCAGAAAAACAAUGAAGAACAAUUAGCUAUUUCAAAGAUACUGCCCACAGAUUCUAAUACGAAACAGGCGAUGGAUUUUUGUUGGUCUGGAUUCUUAAACAGGCAUACAUCAUUUUUUCAUGACCUAGUUCCAACAUUGGACAAAUUUGAUGACAAUCAAGUGAUAGAGUUUCAACAAGAAGUUAUUGAAGCAGUGAAAAAAAUCAAGAAAAGACCUACUACAGAAAAAUCGAUUAAGCUGAUUGAUGUACGUUCUGGAUGGUGAAUAAUAUUAAAUUUG